This is a messenger RNA of Symbiodinium pilosum, 1155 nucleotides long. The record is from the annotation of a GenBank genome assembly. Lineage: Eukaryota; Dinophyceae; Suessiales; Symbiodiniaceae.
AUGCGGCAGGACAGCCUCCAAGGCCCCCCCGCCCGCGGAAGCUUCGGAGCUUCUCCUGGCGAGGUCUCGAGGCAGAAUUCAUUAGCUGCACAGGGGAUGCAGUUCCCGCAUGUCAAGCCAGAGGAGCGGAGUCCACCCCGCAAACACAGCUCCAAGAUGCCAGGGUCUCCGCAAAUGCCGCUCCCGUCAUCAUCAGGAGAGACGGGCGUACGCUUUGCGAGUCCCGUACGGCGGGCGUGGCAGGCCUGCAAGCGGGGCCAGUCUGAAAACUGGAGGGCGCGGAAGCCCCUGAUGGCAAAAGCCCCGAUCAAGGUAGAGGCUCCGGCUCCAGUCCCGACAAAGUUCGGCUUCUCGACACCGCGUGAGGCGCUGGAGAGGGACCUGACAGACCCAGAGAAGGUUCAGUAUAGUGAGUUGACCUUCGUCGAGCGGCUUGGCAAGGGGGAGUUUGGUGAGGUGUUCCGCGGCUUAUACCUCAACAAAGAGGUGGCCAUCAAGCAAUUGUUUUUUGAUGAGAACAUGACAGAGCUGGUGGUACAGGACCUUGCAAGAGAGAUCGACUCAUUUCGUCAUCUAAGCCAUAAGCGCCUAGUUCGCUUCAUGGGGGCAUGCCUGGAGCUCCCCAACCUUUGCCUAGUUACUGAGUACAUGCCGGGAGGGUCCUUGCACCACCUCCUGCACGUGCGUCGGCAAAAGCUGCCAUCAAGCCAUGCCAUGAACAUGUGCAUCCAGAUUGCAGACGGCGUUUCGUACUUGCACAGUCAGAACCCAACCAUCGUGCACCGCGAUCUGAAGUCCCUCAAUGUGGUCUUGGAUCUGAGUCUCAACAUCAAGAUCUGCGAUUUCGGGCUGACAGAAUCCAUGGAUCGCACGCAUAUCACCAAGAAGAACAAUGGUGGCUCCCCAAGGUAUAUGGCACCUGAGCUCUUUGACAGCCAGACGAAGAUCACUGAAAAGAUCGACGUCUGGGCCAUGGGCUGUAUCUUUGUGGAGAUCAAUGGCGGGCCUCUGCCAUAUGAGUCCAUCACGACCCUGGCUGACCUUACCAAAGAGAUGCUAAUCGCCAGGCGGACCCCUGACAUUCCCGACUUCAUUCUCGGCAUGAUGCGAGAUAUCUGCAGCAGGCUGGAGAUCCGCUUGAUAAGGAGGAUUUGA